Salvelinus namaycush (lake trout) is the source of this 1982-nucleotide messenger RNA. Its product is annotated as G-protein coupled receptor family C group 5 member B-like. Lineage: Eukaryota; Metazoa; Chordata; Actinopteri; Salmoniformes; Salmonidae. The transcript has 3 exons. Gene Ontology annotation, molecular function: protein kinase binding; protein kinase activator activity; G protein-coupled receptor activity. Gene Ontology annotation, cellular component: intracellular membrane-bounded organelle; plasma membrane; extracellular exosome. Bases 1 to 1185 code for a protein of 394 amino acids. The record is from RefSeq and is a predicted model, not a curated record. Gene Ontology annotation, biological process: G protein-coupled receptor signaling pathway.
AUGGCAUUCUUCCCUGUCCUCCUCCUCCUCCUCUCCGUGCUCCAGCGUGGUUCCUCCCAGGACCCUGAUGAGGACUCGUUGGCAGUGCCCCGGGGGUGUGGCUGGGGCCUGGUGCGCCCCUACACCCUCCUCUGCGACCUGGACUCUGUUUGGGGCGUGGCGGUCGAAUCUGCAGCGGCCAGCGGCGCCCUGGCUGCCAUUUUACUGGGCCUGAUCAUCCUCUGCCGACUACACCACGUGAGCGAGGCGGAGAAGCGCAGCGGCGUGGGACCCAUUCUCCUCCUGCUUCUGGGCAUCCUGGGCCUGUUCGGCCUCAGUUUCGCCUACCUCAUCGAGCGUGACGAACAGCUGUGUCUUCUGCGCCGUGCCCUCUGGGGCCUGCUCUUCGCCCUGUGCUUCUCCUGCCUGCUGGUGCAGGGUGUGCGGCUCCGGAGGUUGGGCCGCGAGCGCCGGAGCCCGGGGGGCUGUGCUCUGACCGGCCUGGCCCUGGGGCUGAGCGCCGUCCAGGGGAUCAUCGCCGCCGAGUGGCUCCUGCUCACGGUGCUCAGGGAGGGCAGAGCGGCCUGCCAGUACCUGCCUCUGGACUUCUCCUUAGCCUGUAGCUAUGUGCUUGCGCUACUGCUAGCCGCGCUGGGGGCGGCCUCCUUCGCUCUCUGUGGGAAGACCCGGCAGUGGCGCUGUAACGCGAUCUGGCUCCUCUCCGCCUGUCUGUUGUCCCUCCUCCUCUGGGUUGCCUGGGUGGGCUUCUAUCUCUACGGUAACGCCUGGCUGGGGCGGUCCCCGGACUGGGACGAUCCAGCAUUGGCGAUAGCACUGGUGGCACAGGGUUGGCUCCUCCUCCUGUUCCACGCCGUGCCCGAGGCACACUCCUGUCUCUGCUCCCCGCCACAACCCUCCGCCCCUGACUAUUUUGACACAUCCCAGGCCCCGUCCCGCAUGAGGGAGACCAGCUUCGACGAGGACAUCCCCCUCUCACACAGGCAGUUUCCGGAGAACCAGAGCUACGGCUUUGACGAAAACACUGCAGAUCUGAGGAGUGCAGGUAAUCAUAAUGGUAACACAGCGCCCAGACCCAGUGCCCCCUUCCGCAGCAACGUGUACCAGCCCACUGAGAUGACCAUGAUCCUGAAUGGGGGAGCGGUCCCCUCCGCACCCCCGACCUAUACGGGGCGGCAGCUGUGGUGAAGGACAGAAAUUAAGAAGAAGAGGAAGGAAGAAUGGGGUGAUGAAGAAGGGAGGAUGGGUCCUUGGACAGAGGAAUAACCCAGUGAGGAUAACUAUAACAUGGACACCAUCAGGAACCCCCCCCCCCCACCGAUCUCUAUGUGUGUAUGGGGACAGACAGUUGAACAGAUAACUUACUGAGGGCUUACACACACCACCCACCCUGUGUUAAUCAAAUACACCAACCAACCACUGAAUGAGUGUGACUGAGGGGGAGAGCAGGUAUGGAGGACAGAUCAACACAUUACGGGUAGUUUUGAAGUUAAAUCACUGUAGGAGAUAUUCAACUUAAAAAUAACCCUAUUUUGGUUGCAAAUGCUGUGGAGACCAUUUUCAUCUGGGAGAUGUAAGAUUUGAAAUGUUGACAGUCAGGUUUCUUUUGUAUGAGUCAAGUUUACUCCCAUGAGACUACUAAACCACUGUAUAACUUCUGAAAAACUGUGAAACCUCUCUCCCUUUUGAGAUAUUUGCUCUGUUUUUGUUGUUUAUUUUGGGAGAAACUCUUCUAAAUCAGAAUGUUUUGCUCUGUCCUCCAUCCUCCUGUAGGUAUGGUACAGACACCUUACAGCCCUGUACCUCACCACAGCCCAUCACACAGCACACAAUAGAAUAACACACGGACAAGUAUGGCUUAAACUCCAACCUCUCUAGCCAGUGUGUGCCUACAGGUAACUGCUAGAAUAAAGGAAACAGCAACAUAAAGUGUCUUAAUAGGGCGUUGGGCCAUCACGAGAACAGCUUCAAUGCACCUUGACAUA